GUAAAGCUCGAAGUUCAAGGAUUUUUACAUGUCUAGCCCAGCUCAAUAAAUUGAUUAACUCGAGCGUGACUAUAUUGCCCGACUGGCCUCACAGAACUGCAUGGCAUCCCGUGCAGUUCUACCCGUACCCGUUUGCUUAAAUAGAUCUGGUUUCCUGUUUCUUUUGUCCUGUUACAACUGAAAACUGGCGUUUUUCCACCCAAAGACAGAACCACGACACGACAGCCCGCAGCGCAGACGCCGUGACCGGGGCUCGCGUUGAAUGGAGGCGGAGAGCUGUAAGCCUACCUUAGGCGCUAAACAGACACACGAGAAGAGACUUCCCUGGUCUUUUCUACUUGGGUCGGCAAGUUCGAAUCAUCCUCAGAGACAGUGGGCCGUAUUGUGUGGGUGUUGUUUGAGAGUCGUUUUGGGGGAUCGGAGAGAUGGCCGAGGGGGAGGACGAUCCCAUCUCUCUCUUGGAUAGAUUCGGCGAGGAGUAUCUAAACUGCUCCAUUUGUCACGAUCGCUACAAGCAGCCCAAGAUACUCAACUGUCUGCAUAGCUUCUGCGAGGAAUGCUUGCUCAGGUAUCAACCCUCCCAGGGCCCAGUCAAGCUCAGCUGUCCAGUCUGCAGGCAGGAGACGGUGAUCCUAGAGGAUGGCGUCGCCGGACUGAAGACCAACUUCCCCCUGAGGGGGAUGGUGGAGGCUUUCCAGAAGCAGGAGAAGAUCCUGGCUAGCGGCAGGUCCUCACCUGCUGUUGGCGAGCAGAGCCAGACCUCAGUGCCUCAUCGCAGUGUCUGCGAGUGUAGGAAACACGACGGGGAGAGGACCUGGUUCUACUGCGAGACAUGUCAGGAGUUAGUCUGCCGCGUCUGCACUACCAAGACGCACCGUGAGCAUGAGUUCCAGGAGAUCGACGUGGCCGCCGUCUCGUGUCGAGAGUCUCUCCGUGGACUCUUCCCACGCGUUGAGGAACUGCGCGCUGGCGUGGAGGAUGCACUGCAGGCCGCCAACACCACGAAGGGGGUGGUAGUCUCGGCAGCUGAGAGAAGCAGGCAGGAGGUGACCGAGCGCGCGCUGGCCGCCGUAGCUUUGGUAAUGGAUGCCAAGCAACGCAUCCUGGAUGAGAUCAACUCGACUGAGACGGAGCGGGUUAAGGCAGUGCAGGAGCUAACCAAGGGUCUGACGGUGGUCAGGGAUAAACUGCGGCACUCCCUGACUGUCUCAGAACACCUGGCGUCCAGCGCAACGGACGAGGACCUGCUGUCUCUCUACCCGAUCAUCCGGGACGAUUUGAAGGAGCUCAGAGAUCGUCCAGCAACACACCCAUCAUCCCAAGGCUUUUUUAUGAGAUUGCUGUCGGCCACAGAGCCGACGGUGGUGGAUCUCGGGACAUUGGUCGUCGACGUCGAGAGGUGGAAAAUGACAAAGAAAGUGGGGAAGCGUGGCACUGACAAGGAGGACUUUGACGGCGCUAGAGGAGUGACAGUCUGUCCUGACGGGGGAAUAGCUGUGGCCGAUAUGGGCUUAUGGACCAGAGGCAUCACUGUCUUCGCGUCUGAUUGGACUUACGAGACCUUUAUCAAAUUUGCAGAUACACCAAGGGAUGUAGCUUCAGUCAACAACUGCCUUGUAGUUGCAGACAACACCUGCAAUGUCAAAGUCUACGAUGCUCGACGAUCCCAGGCCUUUCAGUUUGUGACGACUCCGAUGGAUAUCGAUGCCCAGACACCGGUCAACAUUGUCAGCGUCGCGGUCAGAGAGGACGGGACUCUCUUGGUCGGGGACGUCGAGCGGCGCGUUGUCACCGAGCAUCGGCCCACUGACGGUAGACUGCUGCACACCAUCCCAACGAAUGUGCCUCCGUACUUCCUGGACGUGGGCCCGGAGGGGAGGCUGCUUCUGAGCGGACUGGACACGGGGGAAGUGGAGGAGAUCUCCGGCGAAAGCAAAUCGAUAUUCACGGUGAGACCGGUGAUAGCGAGCGGGGACCAAGUGUCCUGCCGAGGGGUUUGCUACGGCAAGGAUGGGAGCUUUUACGUAGUCGUACAUGGGAAGGAAUCGAACAUCGGCCACAUCCAUAAGUACAGCUCCACUGGCGAAUUCCUUGGGUGCGUGGCCCAGGAUUUGUACGACCCUAACGGCAUCGCACUGACCGCGCAGGGUGAGCUUGCUGUAGCUGACUGUUUCUCGGUCAAGGUUUACGCGAGAAUGUCAAAUGAGAGCAUGUAACUUUGGGUUUAAUUAUUUUCCGUAAUUUGCAGGCACUGUCCUCUCGAGAAGUGAAAAGAAAACGAAGCUUUGAUACUUUGACCGCAACGCGUCUCCAUCGCGGUCAUGAAAACUAAAUGUAGGCCCUAUUCAUACAAAUCUAAAUGCGUGUACCAGGAAGGAUGACGUCAUCUGACAUACUUUGCAGAAUUCGUGAGAGAGGUAACAGGUACAAUUGGAAUGUUGGUGUAUAAUCAGAUUUUUCUCUCAUAUGGUUUGGGGACCUUUUGGUGGGAGAUUUUGCCGGAAUGUAUCGAUCGGCAUUUGGUACAUGUAUUUGGCAGAUCUUGUGUUUUUGAAAUAACAUACUUGUCACUUGUUGCCGUUGUUGGGAAAGUGACCUUCGCAUGUUGCGGAUGUUGUUUAAAAACUUGACUCUACCAAACAUGAAUUCUUUUGUACCGUAUUUUUUGUAUAGUAGGUUAAAAAGUACUGAUCAUAUAGGCCUAUGAGGGUUUAUAGGCAAUAUAUUAACGUGAUAGAUUUGUGGGAAAACAAAACCAGUUAGCAGUUGAUGAUCAGCAGGCAGGUUUUUUUCUCACCGCAGAUUCUGGCAGAAAUACUCAGAUCCAUUUCAUGAUAAUAUGUUCAGGAAAGAGCAGCCUUUAUCUGUAGAAUUCCCAAUUUCUCAUUUAUCUCAGCGGCAAGGUACAUGUAAUUUUAAAGUGAACACACGCGUCUUCAAAGUAAAAUAUCAAAGUUGUCCGUCGUUCCAUAAUUUCAAUAGCCAACGCUGAAACACGAAUGGACCUUCGGGGCUUUCAUACAAAGUGAAGAGAAAGCACGACACGUUCUAACUGUAUAAGUAACUCAUCAGACCUAAGUUAAAAUUCACUAUUAUCGGCAUCGCCAAAAGAAAAAGAUAAAAUCAUCAUCAAGCCAAGAAAGUCCUCUUUUAUACAACGUAAGUUAUAGAAAUACCGCCAGCUGACAUUUUAUGUUAUGAAAAUUCGAGUGUUCUGUCUGGACUCACUUGUUUAAACGAGUUUUGCGAGAUGUGAGUGGGUAUUUUGGAGCUACUUCGUUCUGAUUGGCACCGAUCCCUUACCCCCUAGGGUGUAUGUAAAAUCAUAAUCGGAGGAUCUGGGACUGUUAAGGUUAAGUUUUCAUUUGAAAGUUAUAACUACGUGAGGGCCCGCUCACACUUCUUGUCGCCAAGGCCAUUCUUGCGCUUGCGUGCAUAAUUAUGAAUUCAUUAGUAAGAGGUCUGUACCGAGAUAUAUAUGCAACCAUACGUAUAUAGCUCCUGUACCGCAACGUUCCAUCUCUGUGGUUCAGUGUUACUACAAUACUAAGUAUUGACUGUUUCGAUGUCCUGUGCGUUUGUGUGAAUUGGCAUGUGUAUUUAGUCCAAACCAUUCAAAUUCUGUUGGUCGAUGCGACUCUCGAACAUCACCAGGCUGAAUCGGGGGUAGCUAUUAUCUUUUGAAACAGGUUUCGUUCACUCAGUGGUAGAGCACGCAGUCACUGGAUUUUAUAUCUCGUGAAUCUUGUGAAUGUUUAGCUGCAAAAUCGAAUUUACUGUAUAGUUAUUUUUGCUGCACUGAUGUAAAGAAUUCACAGAUAUUUUCUCUAUCUUAGCACAGAAUAUGCGGAAAUUAUUGAACUUCCAUGCUGAAAUUUUAAUGCUAAUAAAUACAAUGUGGCUAUCAUUUUGAACUUUGA
Acanthaster planci (crown-of-thorns starfish) is the source of this 3920-nucleotide messenger RNA. Its product is annotated as tripartite motif-containing protein 3-like. The record is from RefSeq and is a predicted model, not a curated record. Gene Ontology annotation, molecular function: zinc ion binding. Lineage: Eukaryota; Metazoa; Echinodermata; Asteroidea; Valvatida; Acanthasteridae.